This is a messenger RNA of Dufourea novaeangliae, 2322 nucleotides long. RefSeq lists its product as uncharacterized. Lineage: Eukaryota; Metazoa; Arthropoda; Insecta; Hymenoptera; Halictidae. The coding region runs from base 1 to 2322 and encodes 773 amino acids. The record is from RefSeq and is a predicted model, not a curated record. The transcript is spliced from 2 exons.
AUGGCGAUUAUUGCCUUCUAUCAUCUGUGGUUGAUGCCUUUGGCUACCCAGAACUUAGUAUGCCUCACACUAGCGACCAUCUUCAUCUCAUCGCACGCGGCGUUCCACCAGGGCCUCUACGACUCCUUCCCAGACCACGAUCAUUCCUGGACUGGGCACGAUGAUCACCUCGAGUUCGCGUCCUCCGAACGUUUGCCAUCCUACUCCAGUUUCUCUCAUCUGAAGAAACGACACCCAGACUUCGGUAGCACCUCCUAUGAGUCACCCAAAGAGUGGUUCUCGCCGUCCAUCAAGAAAGAACCAAGGGAAGACAAGAGCUUCAAGAAAGUGGUGUCGCCGUUUUACACGAUCACCGAGAAGGACUCCCAGAAGUACAAAGACAUCGUGCUGAAAUCUGGAGUGCCGUACUGUCAGGAGACCAAGACCAAGCGAUCGUUCAAAGGUAAGAACGCGAAGGACAGUCUGGUCUGCUACAAAUGCAGGAACCCGAAGAACGGCGCCACCUACGAGCAAUGCUCUUACGUCUCUCAGCCGCUGGCCGAGUCCAGUAAUGUCGAAGAGGUCGCGACGAUGCCUUCAGUCUUCAGAAGCAGACGUUCGAACUCGGACGAAGCGUUGGCAAGCUUCGAGAAUAGCGACUACAAAAACCGCGACAAUCCUUACAGGUUCAGUGAGAAGCUCUUCUCAGACGCCACUGAUGAGGUUCCAGCAGAGUACAGGAAGAAGGACGAGGAGUGUGAGAAGGUUGUGAAGGACACCAUGGUCUGCAUGGUCUGCAGGGACAAGAAGAGCAACGGCAAGUACGAGCAAUGCUCCUACGUCAGCCGACCCACAGAGAAGAAAUACGCUUACAGCAAGUCCACCUUGUUCAAGAACCCAGAGCGCAGUGACAAAGAGAAGGAAGACACUAGGAAAUCGGAUAGAGAGUACUCCGAGGAAAGCAAGCCUGUCAGGGAGAUUUCGAGCUCAGAGAAAGAAGAGCCAGAGAAGCAUCACGAGGAAGCUAAAGAGUCCAGCAACUGCAAGAAAGUAGAAAAGGACUCGAAGACCUGCACCGUUUGCAAGGACCCUGAAACCGGGACCAAUUCCGAGAAGUGUUCGUACGCCUAUCAGCCGGACGAUAAGGUUUACAAGUACAGCAGGUCCAAGAGUUUCGGAAACAGCCAGCCUAAAAGUUCCUCCAAGGGCAGUCCAGGUUACUCUGACUACACCGAGAAGUCAAGGCCUGAGGGUUACAGUAGAGAUUAUUCAUUUCCUGAAAGCUUCUACGAAAAACCUUCUGGGUCCAGUUAUUUCAAGGACAAAGGACCCAGAUCUAGCUACCGGCAAGCCGAUUCAGGAGACUCGAAAUCAACCGAAGAGCCUUCUGGCUACGAUAGGUCCAAAUCUGAGUCGGAGAGAAUCGCAGAAACAAUCGAGCCGAGCAAGUGCAAGGAGGUCCAGAAGGAUUCCAUGACCUGUAAGGUGUGUACGGACCCGAAGACAGGAAGUAACUCGGAGCAGUGCUCGUACAAGUACCAGCCGAACGAGAAGAACUUCGCGUACAGCAAGUCGAGAUCGUUUGGAGGCCCGACGAAGGCGGAAGACAGGUCCUACGAUGGGUCUGAGAAGAAGGAGACACGUGAACCUUCUUACAGUUUCUCGCCAGAUAAGGGACGCUACAGUGCCGACAGCGACGCCAAGCAGUCUUACGGCGAAACUAAACGGGCCCACAGCGCCGACAGCGACGCCAAGCGGCCAUAUCGAGAAUUCCCGUCGAGCAGCGAGACAAAAUCCGAAUCAAAAGAGGAACCAACCACCAAAUCCCCGUCGAAAGUAGACGAUCGUUUCUACGACGCGUUCAAACAGAAGGCAGAGAUCCAGAAGUACCUGCAAGAUUUCCAGAAGGAGGAUCGAUCGAAAUGCAAGAAACUGAUGAGGGACAAGAUGACUUGCUACGAGUGCGUAGACGAGAAAGGCUUCCGACAGGAGGAGUGUGCGUUCGUUACAUCUGAGUCAGACCCUGAGAAGUCGGAAGAGAAUGAGUCGAAAGAGGAACCUGAACCUGGCAAAAAGGUCACCAGGUCGCCUAUCAUUGAUAAACGCGUGGAUGACUUUGCUCUGGACUCGGACGCUUCCGCCAGCGAGGACGUUCAAGUCAGACGAGAUAAACCGGCACAAAACUCCAAGGAGGAAUCUAAGGAAGUGGAACCGUACGAAUACGUGUCCGAAACCAGGCCUGUGUUCGAUAAGGUGUUGGGGUUCACCCUUCCAGCGUACAUGCUCGACACUUCCGAACAGGAGCAGGAGUUCGACAAGACCGUGUGGUCCGAUAGAUUGUAA